This is a messenger RNA of Onthophagus taurus, 1344 nucleotides long. RefSeq names its product cilia- and flagella-associated protein 263-like. The record is from RefSeq and is a predicted model, not a curated record. NCBI's taxonomy places the organism in Eukaryota, Metazoa, Arthropoda, Insecta, Coleoptera, Scarabaeidae.
UUUAUUUAUUUUUUUUCCAUUUUGAAGUUCUUUUUUGUUGCAGCAAAAAGAAAUCAGGGUGGGAUUGUUUAGCUAAUAAUGGGCAGUUCGGAUAGUUCUUCUAUAAAUUACGAUGCUUUUACUCCAGAGGAUUUAAUUUUAUUAUCCAACAGAAAGUUAGUAGAAAUAACGAAAAAUUUUUAUACGGACUUGAAGAGAUUGAUGGUUGAAAACGACAUUUUCGAACAUUUCUUAACCGAUCAUAACGUUUAUAAUCCCGAAUCAUUUACCCGUUUAACAUUAAAUCCACAAAAUGAAGUUGCCGAUACAAAGUCUAUAAAAUCAAUGCGAUUAUCGCAUAAACAGAUACUGUUAUCAGACGAUACCUUGAUUAAUAAUAAAUCGGAAGAAUGUUUGCAUUUAGGAAUGAGGAUUAAUUUUGAUGAAAAGUUGGAAUUGGCAUCUGCGGAGAUGCAAAAUACAAGAAAAGAAAUGAAAAGGUUUAUGUUCAACAUGAAAAAACAAAUAGGUGAUGAAAGCGUACAUUUGGAAGGUGAUAAGCUGGAUUAUGAUGAUAUAGAAAAAACGAGAAACCAAUUUGAAUGUUUUAUAACAGCUGCGAUUCAACUUGAAAUUAAUCAAAAACUGCCAGCUGAAAAAUUCGUAAAGUUUAUGCGUGAUUGGCAUAAAAGUGGUCACGAUCUUUUAGAAAAAUUACGAAUAAAAGUAAACAAUCAAAAAAUUCAACUCAGAAAAUUAAGAGAACAACGCGAUAUUAAAGAACCGCUUCAUUCCAUGGUCAACGAAGUCGAUAUUUUUGUGUUAAAUUUACGUUUAGAUGGCAUCAAAAAUGAUUUGAAACUAAAAAAUAGUCUCUUUUUGCAAUCGAAAACCAUGUUGAAUAAAGCCAGCCACGAUAUAAUACAAAUGAAAAAAACUAUUGGUGAUCAACAGCAAGAAUGUGUAAAUUUAAGUGAAGAAACAGCAGCAACACAAUUGUGUUUCGAAAAUUACAUGGAUGCAGAAAAAAAAUUGUGUUUGGAAAUCGCAAACAUGCGGAAACAACAACAAUUAAUUAAAGAUAGAGUUAAACAUUAUCAAUGUCCGUCGAUUAAUGAUUAUUUAAUGUCAAAACAUGAAUUACGCCGUUUAAAACACCAAUUAAAACAGUUAAAAGAAAAAUUUAAAACACAAAAGGAAGCACUAAAAUCCUAUAAAAUUAUAAUGAAACAGUUAGAGCGUAGAAAAUGUGAUGCAAUGCUAGAAUGGAAUUGGAUGAAUUUAUCGAGCAGUAAUAUUAGUGUUUGUUCUACAAAGAUGAUUCUUCCAGUACAUAAAUAAAAAAGUUCAAUAUUUUUGUUUCAA